AUGCCGCAGCUCUUUCCGACCGACCCAUCGUCGUCGAUGGUCAUCCGCGCAGUGACGCCAGAAAUCACCACUUUCAGUCUGCCGUUCGCGCGGUUUGGAAUUGUGCGUUUCGGAGGUCGAGGAACUUUAGUCAAGCUCGCAACUGGCUCUCUCGCCAUCUUCUCCCCCAUCAGCCUCACACCCGAAGUCCGUGAGACAGUUCAGACGCAGGGCGGCAACGUCAAGUACAUCAUCGCGCCUGAUCUUGAACACCACUUGCACCUCACAGCAUGGAAGGACGCCUUCCCGGAUGCCCACAUCCUUGCGCCGCAUGGUCUGUGGGAGAAGCGACAGAAGAGCCCCGAGUUUAAAGAUACGCAUUUCGAGCAUGUGUACAAGGACGGAGCGCCAAAGUCAAUUUCGGAGGAGUUUGACGCGGAGUUUGACGUUGAGUACGUGCAGGGGCAUAGCUCGCGCGAGGUUGUUCUUCUCCACAAGCCCUCACGUACGCUCAUUGAGGGUGAUCUCAUUUUCAACUUGCCCGCCACCGAGCAGUACUCGAAGACCAAGGAGGGUGCCACCGCCAACUUCUUGACGCGGUUGGUUCUUCCCGCAUUGAGUCUACACGCACCCUCGACGGGACACCGACGCUUCGCUUGGUAUAUACUGGCUAAGGACAGGACUUCGUUCGCAGAGUCCAUGCGCCGGAUUGACCGAUGGAACUUUGACCGUCUGAUUCCGUGCCAUGGGGACGUGGUCGAAAAGGGUGCCAAGGGGGUGUUUCAGGAUGUCAUGGCGUGGUACCUGAAAAAUGAUCAGAAGAAUGUCUAA
This is a messenger RNA of Penicillium pulvis, 810 nucleotides long. RefSeq lists its product as uncharacterized. The transcript is spliced from 2 exons. The record is from RefSeq and is a predicted model, not a curated record. Bases 1 to 810 code for a protein of 269 amino acids. Lineage: Eukaryota; Fungi; Ascomycota; Eurotiomycetes; Eurotiales; Aspergillaceae.